UAUUAUUUCCCCUCUAAAGUCGAUUGGAAUCGACCCCGAUCACGAAGAACACAGUUGAAUUUAUCGUCUUAGGGUUUCUGCUUGUUCUGUGCGCGAAGAUUCGACGAUGGGAGGAGGAAGAGCCAUCACCACGGCGGCGAAGGUGGCCGGGAUCGGCGUCACCAGAGGAGGAUUCACCGGAGGAGCAGGAUACUCGGCGGUGCCUCCGGCGACCGAGCAAUUGGCGGUCAGGAACGCUCCGUCCACAAGGCAUAUCUCGGCUGCGAUCGCAUCGGCGACUCAUCAGAUCGCCGACGACGACGUGGCGGUUGUGCAGAAGCCGGUGUGGGAUGAUUGGGAGUUCGCCGGCGUUGAGGAGGAGCUCGGUGGUGGCGGUGAGCCGAUUGCUAGGGUUGUGUUCAGCGGCCCUCCUACGCUCCAGGAGGCGAAAGAUGCCACCGAGGACUUGAAAGAAGCAAUUGAUAUGGUGUACUUAUCAUCUCAAAAGACGUCUCCAAUGGAAGGCCCAGUUGCUGCAGGUCCUGUUUCGGGCAUUCUCCGAAGUGUUCAAUCCUCCGAGAAUGACGUUUUCAAGGGUGUUCAAUCAAGGGUGUCUCCUGUUCCAAAGGUUGCACUGCAGGCAUUUGCUUUUCUGAGUGAAAGCCCGGCUGCCCAGUCUGUUGUAGCUUCAAUUGCGUCUGAUCCAAAAGUGUGGGAUGCCGUCAUGGAAAACAAGGAUCUCGUCGAGUUUUUGGAGUCUAACAAGACUGGUGCCCACUUGCACGAUAAUGAAUCCCCAAAGGAUGACGACCAGUACGAAUCCUCGGUUGUUUCCGAAUCUGAAGUCACCACCGAGGAAAAAACUAAAGAACCAUGGGGUUUUCUGGAGGAUAUGAAACUGAAAGUGGUUGAUCUGGUGCACAAUGUCUCUGCCUACUUCGGUGGCUUGUUUGGUUUGUCCUCGUCGAGCGAGGAGAGCAGUGACUCGAGUUUCGAUGGUAAAGCCGAGUCAUCGUUCUUCCCUGAUGGCCGCAUCAUUUUCGGGUUGGUUGUGAUCGUCAUCUCCGUGGUGGUUCUAAAGCGUGCUUGAAGAGUUUUCUUACUCGCUGUCUUUACUUCGUAAUUUGCCGAACUUACCGUGCCUGAAUACAAAAGUACGUCUCUGUAAAAAAUAUAUAAUAUAGUGGCAUGUAAUAUGUGGUUUUUGGAUGUAAUUGCUAUCUGUCUACGACUCAAAGUUUUAAUGAAACUUAUGUGAAACCCUUUAUAUUGGAUUUUA
Molecule: messenger RNA, 1258 nt
Organism: Tarenaya hassleriana
Lineage: Eukaryota; Viridiplantae; Streptophyta; Magnoliopsida; Brassicales; Cleomaceae
Exons: 4
Coding region: 107-1069 (320 amino acids)
Source: RefSeq, a predicted model, not a curated record